CAGGCUCCGCCCCCUCCUCCACAGAGUGUCAGUCUGUGGCUUCAUCAUGGCGUCUCUCAGCCUCCUGCUGCUCAGUGCAGCUCUGAUUCAUGCAGCUCAGACUCUACCUGCAGCCCGUGAGGGUGGGCGUGGCCAGGACGUGUCAGUGGGCGGAGUCAGACGCCAGCGCAGGGAGCUUGGUGAGCAGUUGCCCUAUGAGGACCAGGUGAUGUCAUACUCUUCUCUGCAACCUGGGGGCGGGGCCAACGACCUCUACUACCAAUCAGAGGACUGGAGGGGGCGAGGCAUCGAUACGGCUCUGCAGCGAUUGGUGGAAAGAGAGGAGAGGCGGGAGCAGAGGGAGGAGCAGCGAGCAGCUUACCUGGCCGCAUUGCUCCGCCUCCUGAGCGAGGCAGAGAGCACAGGAUUGGUGGGUCCGGCUGACGUGGAGGUUGUGGAGGAGGAGGAUGAAGAGGACCAGGAGCCUCCUCAGGACUUCCAGGGUCCUGCAGGGGUGGACUACGAUGAGACAGGGAGGGGGAUGAGCAUGGGGCGGCCCUCAGCUGCCAGGUGGGGCCUGGUGGAGCCACAGAUGGCCCAGGUGCUGCUGGACAGGCUGGACCCUCGGCUGGUCCAGAGCCUUCUGCAGAGAGCGAGACAGGUGGGUCGAGCCCCUUCAGAACCCACCCGAGACCAGGACACCCUCAGGAGGAUGAUCACUAAGGUUCUGUCCAGCAUCGGGCCCAAUGAGGCCCAACCUAUCAGAACCAGGAGGGACCUGUCAGUCAAAGCAGCUGACUCUGGAAGCUCCGCCCACAGGCGAACGCGCCGCUCCCUGGAUGACACGUCUGCUCCUCCGUCACCUAACAACCAGCCGAGCCUCCUCCGGGUGAAACGACUGGAGGAUGAAGAGGAGGAGGAGGAGAAGCUCCGCCCACAAGUCACCGCGCUGCAGAGGAUGAAACGCAUCGACACCAUGGCAACCGCUGACGCAGCAGAACUGAAUCAUGGGAGCCGCAGGCGCCGCAGGAGAGCUGCCCCGACCUUUGACCCCCAGGUACUGAUGGAUCAGAUCCUGGAGUACCUGAGGGAGUGAGAGGAGGAGCAGGAGGAGCAGGAGCAGGAGGAGGGCUCACAUUUUCUUCUCUUUUAAUCACUUCUUUAGUUUUGCUGCUUCUGUAAAACUGUUUGUUUGUUUGUUUGUUUGUUUGUUUGUUUGUUGUCGUAACGAGGACACUUGUUCUCUUUGAUCUGUCAUGUUGUAAACUACAUUACUCAUGAGCCUCAGCAGUCUUUCUUCUCAGCUGCUGAAACAAAAUCUAAAGGUUUCAUCAAAUCACCUCUGAGCAAAUAAAUAAAUAAAUAAAUAAAUAAAUAAAUAAAUAAAUAAAUAAAUA
Messenger RNA from Austrofundulus limnaeus, 1376 nucleotides. RefSeq names its product proprotein convertase subtilisin/kexin type 1 inhibitor, like (gene pcsk1nl). The record is from RefSeq and is a predicted model, not a curated record. Lineage: Eukaryota; Metazoa; Chordata; Actinopteri; Cyprinodontiformes; Rivulidae. The transcript has 5 exons. Gene Ontology annotation, biological process: negative regulation of endopeptidase activity. The coding region runs from base 47 to 1075 and encodes 342 amino acids. Gene Ontology annotation, molecular function: endopeptidase inhibitor activity.